ACUAGAAACCGGAGGUGCGUCUCUUCACUUCGACCGCCUCUUCCGGCUCACUUCCGCCCACUCCACCCAGGCUCGUUCCCCGGAAACAAGCGCUUUACCGGGAUUCUACUUCUGUGAAUCGAAUCCGAACGCCGCCAAAAUGCCGGCUUACCACUCUUCUCUCAUGGACCCCGACACCAAGCUCGUUGGCAACAUGGCGCUGUUGCCCAUCAGAAGUCAGUUCAAAGGACCCGCGCCCCGAGAGACAAAAGACACGGAUAUUGUGGACGAAGCCAUCUAUUACUUCAAGGCCAACGUCUUCUUCAAGAACUAUGAAAUUAAGAAUGAAGCGGACAGGACCCUGAUCUACAUCACACUCUACAUUUCUGAGUGUCUGAAGAAACUCCAGAAGUGCAAUUCCAAGAGCCAAGGCGAGAAAGAAAUGUACACGCUAGGAAUUACGAACUUUCCCAUUCCCGGAGAGCCCGGCUUCCCCCUCAACGCCAUUUAUGCCAAACCUGCGAACAAACAGGAGGAUGAAGUGAUGCGGGCCUACCUUCAGCAACUCAGGCAAGAGACCGGCCUGCGGCUCUGUGAGAAAGUGUUUGACCCCCAGAAUGACAAACCCAGCAAGUGGUGGACUUGCUUCGUGAAGAGACAGUUCAUGAACAAGAGUCUUUCGGGGCCUGGCCAGUGAGAGGAGCCUCGGCAGCCAUCGCCUGCAGAGCCGUGGGCAGCAUCGCCUCGGGAUGUGCACAGUCCUUUGUGUCAGUCAUAAUGUGUCAUGAAGAGAGGAGAGGGCCUGUCUUUGCCGGAAAAGCUCUUGAUCAAGAAUUUGGGGGGAGGAGGCUGGGUGGUUUGAGUUUUUGGCAAUUUCAAGCUGGAACUUAAUAUGUAAUAGAUAUAACUCCUUAUGUUAGACAUUGAAUUAAAACAUUUUUGAGAUAAAGCUUA
Messenger RNA from Psammomys obesus (fat sand rat), 933 nucleotides. RefSeq names its product actin related protein 2/3 complex subunit 3 (gene Arpc3). The transcript has 7 exons. Gene Ontology annotation, cellular component: cytoskeleton; Arp2/3 protein complex. Gene Ontology annotation, molecular function: actin filament binding. The record is from RefSeq and is a predicted model, not a curated record. Gene Ontology annotation, biological process: Arp2/3 complex-mediated actin nucleation; regulation of actin filament polymerization. The coding region runs from base 140 to 676 and encodes 178 amino acids. Lineage: Eukaryota; Metazoa; Chordata; Mammalia; Rodentia; Muridae.